Molecule: messenger RNA, 1409 nt
Organism: Ylistrum balloti
Lineage: Eukaryota; Metazoa; Mollusca; Bivalvia; Pectinida; Pectinidae
Exons: 3
Coding region: 185-928 (247 amino acids)
Biological process (GO): coenzyme A catabolic process; nucleoside diphosphate metabolic process
Molecular function (GO): acetyl-CoA hydrolase activity; magnesium ion binding; coenzyme A diphosphatase activity
Source: RefSeq, a predicted model, not a curated record
CGGUGACCGCGUGACUUGGGCACCUGUGAUGAACUGUGCCCCGGCCGCUGCCGCAUCAUAUCGACAAAAAUGAUAAUAGAGCAGUGAAUUAUACAGAAAACUUCUUCGCAAGAGACAGAGGGGUGUAUAUUUCUGACGGCCAGAUUGAAGGAUUGGAGAGAGAUUGCCGUGUGAUACCAGUGGAAUGAUCAGGGCUUUCAGCCAACAGAUACAUCACAUGGCUGGAAACGGGAGGUCUCUGGAGAACAUUCUCCGUCCAUUCGACACGAGGAUCCACCCAUUGCCGAUAAGAGUUCCAUCACAUAUCGUCAGGGCGAGCGUUCUAAUCCCCCUCUUCUGGAAAAAUGAUGAAUGGCACGUGCUUCUAACAGUUCGUGCCUCAGGACUCAGAACACACUCGGGCCUUGUGGCAUUUCCUGGGGGCAAGCAGGACGAUGCCGACGAAAAUGAAAUCACAACAGCUCUUCGAGAAUCGAAGGAGGAAAUUGGGUUAAAUCCAGAGGAUGUCCAAGUAUUGGCUGUUUUGCCGCCAUCUUUGGCUGGGGAAAACAUGCUGGUAACUCCAGUGGCUUCCAUUAUUCCGAACGACUUUGUACCCAAGAUCAAUGUGGAAGAAGUUCGGAAGGUUUUUGAUUUACCGCUAUCGCGCUUCAUGAGAGAAGAUUACACGAUGACUAAGACUAAAUAUCAGGGCGGAUACAUUUGUAUUUAUCAUUUUAUAGACUAUAUUGACGAGGAAUCUAUUAAGACUUGGGGCUACACAGCUACCGUAGCCAUGAGGGUCGCCAUGGUGAUAUUGGCCUCUGAUGUCAGACGUGAAUUGAAGGAUGGGUUUUUCAUCACAAAGGAAAAUUCUCUGUCCUCUCUGUCCCAGUCGGACACAUUAAAACGACUUACUAUGAUGAAGGACACACCCAAUAAACUGUAAAGUGUGUGCCUAGGACACUAUCAAUAACAUUGAAUGCCUCUGUCUGCCGAUGUUACCACAAAGACGUAUAUACUGAUAAUCUGAAGAGACAGUAUUUUGCAGUGGGAAUCUUCUGACAAAUAUUAUGCAUUGUGUUAACUUUUUAAGUCGAAGGCCAAUUUGUUUUUUCCUUACAUAAUCAGAUGAACAGUACAUCGGAGUCGCUUGAGUGUUUGACAUCAGUAUUUUCAUUGAAGUGGAUUGUCAAGCGUCACAUUAACAAAUAUAUAAAUGGCGGCAUGAAAAAAAAUCACCUGAAUUACAUGCUCUACACGUAACCUGAUUUGUUUGAUAUAAUGAACAUGCAACACAAAUAAACGUGUAGAAUGGCAUUUAAAUGAUAUUAUUUUAAUACUCCUCCAUGUUUUUACUGCCAAGGGAUGUUUUAUAGUGCCCAUUAUUGUUUGCACGUACAAUGAAUUUAAUAAAUCAGCCAAAAAUA